UCGUGUUUUGCGCACGUGGGAACAACAUGGCGAUUCCUUAACAUUUUAUACAGCGAUUCGUGAACACGUUCAGAUCGAGUUUACACACAUUUAUAUCAAACCGGAACUUCAUUAUAGAUUCCAGAGUAAACCAGGAGUGAACAGGAGGAACCAUCAUGCAACACGACGAUGUUAUUUGGGAUCUGAUCGGAAAUAAACAGUUCUGUUCGUAUAAAGUGAAAACCAAAACAAGUAAUUUCUGCCGGAACGAGUACAGCAUCACUGGUCUCUGUAGCCGCCAGUCAUGUCCUCUUGCCAACAGUCAGUACGCCACUAUCCGAGAGGAAAAAGGUCGGUGUUACCUCUACAUGAAGGUGAUCGAGAGAGCGGCAUUUCCAGCACGCAUGUGGGAGAAGGUCAAGCUGGAUCAGAACUAUGAGAAGGCCCUACAGGAGAUCGACGAGAAUCUCAUCUACUGGCCUCGUUUCAUCCGACACAAGUGCAAACAACGUUUUACCAAAAUCACACAGUACCUCAUUCGCAUCCGCAAACUCACGCUGAAGAGACAGAGGAAACUGGUUCCGCUGAGCAGGAAAGUAGAGCGGAGAGAAAAAAGACGAGAGGAAAAAGCCCUGGUGGCUGCGCAGGUGGAUAACGCCAUCGAGAAAGAGCUGCUGGAGAGGUUGAAGCAGGGAACGUACGGAGACAUUUACAACUUCCCCAUCCACGCCUUCGACAAAGCCAUGGAGAAACAGGACGCAGAGAGUGAGACGGAGGAAGAGGAGGAAGAGGAUGAAGAAGAAGAGGAGGAUGAGGAAGCAGGAAAAAGAGAAUUCGUGGCCGAAGACGAGUUCGAAGAAAGUGACAUCAGUGAUUUUGAGGAUAUGAACAACUUGAAGGCCAGCGACGAUGAGGAGGAAGAGGGCUCGAGUGAGGAGGAGGAGGAGUCAGAAGAGGAAAUGGCGGUAGAAGUCGAGGAAGAGAGAGAAUCCAAAGUCAAGUCGAAAGGAAAGACUCCGUUUAAAGGACCGGUGAGGAAGAAACGAGCGUACGUCGAGAUCGAGUACGAACGAGAGACUGAACCGGUGACCAAGAGCAAGGCCUUGUAGAGACUUUUUUAAAAAUAAAUAAUUCCACAGA
Silurus meridionalis is the source of this 1119-nucleotide messenger RNA. RefSeq names its product MAK16 homolog (S. cerevisiae) (gene mak16). The coding region runs from base 156 to 1088 and encodes 310 amino acids. Lineage: Eukaryota; Metazoa; Chordata; Actinopteri; Siluriformes; Siluridae. Gene Ontology annotation, cellular component: nucleolus; preribosome, large subunit precursor. The transcript has 10 exons. The record is from RefSeq and is a predicted model, not a curated record. Gene Ontology annotation, biological process: maturation of 5.8S rRNA; maturation of LSU-rRNA.